AGAUAUUUUUAGCACGUGUAAAUGUUAAUAAAUUACUCGCAGAUUUAUUAAUGUUGUUUAAAAUUAAAAGAAUUUAAACAAUACAUAGAGCAUUAUAACUGUUUUUAAAUAAAAUAUGUUACAUAAUCUGUGAAUUUUAUUUGCACCGUUGGAACUUGUGUUACUAAAAUGCAAUUUCUUGUCUAUUGUUGCGAAGUUGUUCUUUGAAUUCAAAUUCUACAAAUUACUUUACGAUCGGCUCGUAUCCCGAUCUCGAAACGAAGACGAACACUGCCGUGCGAACCGGUUAAUAUAUUAGUCGCUUUUGUUUUUCAUAUUUGCAAUAAUAAUAAGACCAUUUCAAGUAAGCAAACUCAAAAAUAUCCCACAAUACCCCGGUUCCCCUUAAUAUGUGUAUUUUAAACGAUAUAAACAAGGACAAUGUAUUUUAAACGGUAUAAACAAAGGCAGUGUUUCUAGCAGCUCCUUCAUGCGCAUGCGUGUUUAAUGCUAUCGCAAUGAAGUAUCGAACUCGCAGGAAAGAAGCCGCUCACAGGGCCUCUGUUUGAUGUUUCUAAAAAUUAUCCGCACAUAUUUCGAAUGCCCGUAAUUUAUCUUCAAUGGUCCCUUUUUGAAUACUCCUAUCCGCAUAUUUUAGCAAACAAUAUUAAUAAAUCUAAUUACUAGUUUAUCUGAAUAUUCACUUAUCUACUUACCUAACCUUAUUCGAUCUGACGUCUGUCAAAAUGUUCGCGCCUGUACGCACAUGCAACGUGUACGUCGCUGGAUUCGCUUUCGUUGCUCGUGCAUACACGAGAAAAAGCGUCCCGCUAAUAGCACUGAACUCUAUAAGGUGAUCGACGGUGAUAUCCACCACCGUUUAAGAAAUACGAUCGAUCGACACGAUAAGCAACGGUGUGUCCUCGUAGUAUCGCGACGGUUUCUACAUUUUCGUCGGUGUUUGUGCGUUAGCUCCGAGCAGAUCGAAUGAAAAUUAUCAGAUUUGACGACGCACCGUACGAGGAAAAAUGUGCGACGAAAGCGCGAGUUGUGCGCACGACAGCGAAACAGAUGCACAAAUGUCACUGUUGGAUCUUCCGAUUGAGAUAUUCCUGCAUAUAUGCUCUUUCUUAGAGGCGUCGACUUUAGCAUACACUUUGAGCCCGGUAUGCAAACAGUUCUAUCUAAUUUUAAGGGAUGACUCAUUGUGGAAAGCGCGAGUUAACCGUAUGUGGACAGAUGCUAGCUACCCGGUUCUGCGUCUCGCAAAAGACAACAAUCUGUUUUGGAGGCUGGCAUGUGUUGCACUUGAAAAACAAGUAAAACUAUGGAGACAUCAAGAAUCUAUGGAGAAAUUGUUGCUCACAGAUGUACAGUACAGUACUAUAGAUGCUCUAUUGUUAAUGCACAGUGGUACAACUUGUAUAUCUGGUGCAAGAGAUCGCUCGUUGGUUUAUUGGAAACUGCCUACACAGGAGAAUGAACGCGAGAAGGCAGCUUGCGUAGAGCAAGCGCAUAAUGGAUGGAUUUGGGAUUUAACGGCGAUCGACAACACGAUUUACAGUUGCAGUUGGGACCAGAGCAUCAAAUCGUGGAUGCUCACCAACACUGGUCUUGUCCAAAUGAAAACUUACGAGACGAGAGGCCCGCUGGGGGGUGCGCUGCUGUGUGUAUCGUCGUGCGCAGAACAAGAGGUCUUUGCGGCCGGUUCAUACAGCAGUACAGUCUUCGUUUACGACUCGAGGUCGGGACACAAGCCGAUCGUCGAGUAUCAUCCGCACUCGAGGGCUGUGAUCAAGUUGGCUAUGAAUUCAUCGUACAUCCUUUCCGCCAGCGAAGACAAGAAAGUGACCAUUUGGGAUCAGAGAGCUAGGCAAAUGCUAAGAUGCGUUAAUAUUUCGAAAAACGCGUUUCCUAUGUGCAUGAGCAUGCACCGUGAUUGGGUUUAUGUCGGCGACAGCGCCGCGGAAUUGCACGUGUUAAAUCCGAAAAACGACUUUGCAGUAGUUAAGUCGUACGCCACAGGACACAAGAAAGGGAUAACAGGGGUGCAUCAGACACGCGGUUGUCUGAUAACGAGCUCGACGGACGGAACGGUGAGAGUUUCGAGUCCCACGGAUCCCCCGAAGUGUCUUGCUACGUUGACUUUUCGCUUCGGGGAAGUCGCCAGUAUGGAUUAUCUGAAUAGUGUUCUUGCGAUAUCCGGUACGGAGGGAAUCGAGAUAUGGCGGCCGAAAUCGAUGUGUUCAAACAAAGAUCAAUAAAUUGAGAAUUUCUAUAGA
Molecule: messenger RNA, 2261 nt
Organism: Dinoponera quadriceps
Lineage: Eukaryota; Metazoa; Arthropoda; Insecta; Hymenoptera; Formicidae
Product: F-box/WD repeat-containing protein 9-like
Exons: 6
Coding region: 1008-2243 (411 amino acids)
Cellular component (GO): preribosome, large subunit precursor
Molecular function (GO): protein binding
Source: RefSeq, a predicted model, not a curated record